Molecule: messenger RNA, 3046 nt
Organism: Loxodonta africana (African savanna elephant)
Lineage: Eukaryota; Metazoa; Chordata; Mammalia; Proboscidea; Elephantidae
Gene: TAP1
Product: transporter 1, ATP binding cassette subfamily B member
Exons: 11
Coding region: 375-2627 (750 amino acids)
Biological process (GO): oligopeptide export from mitochondrion
Cellular component (GO): mitochondrial inner membrane
Molecular function (GO): ABC-type oligopeptide transporter activity; ATP hydrolysis activity; ATP binding
Source: RefSeq, a predicted model, not a curated record
GGACAAGUCGGGAGAGGAAGGAACGGACUGCGUGAAGACGCAGCACUAGGGCUACGCCCCAGAGCCCCAGAAUUGAUUUCAGCGCCAGCUCCUGAAAUCGUCUGGGCGGGCCGCGUUUGGAAGUGGGCGGACCGAGCGAGCCCGCGGCCGCUUUCGAUUUCUCUUUCCGCUAAGCGGCUGCUCUUCUGGCCCGCGCUCCCAGGCUCAGCCGGCUCCCCGGGCCUUCCGGGAGCCCCGCCCCGGCGCGUCCCUACUCCCUCCUCCAGGCCGCAGCCCCAGCGCCGACUCGCCCGCAGACUCGGACAGAGCCGGACCCAGCGGGGACAUCGGAGAACCCAGGCCGGGACGGCACGCAGGACAGGGCCUGCGCGCCAAUGGCCACCUCGGGGCCCCCUGCUCCUGGAGGGUGCCUCCGCCUCCCCCGAGCUUGCUGCGCGUGGCUGGGGGCGACGCUGCUGCUUCUCGGGGACUGGGUGCUGCUCCGGCGAGCGCUGCCCGGCAUAGUCUCCUUGCUGGUGCCCGUGGUGCCGCCGCUGCUCCGGGUCUGGGCGGUGGGUUUGGGCCGCUGGGCAGUGCUGUGGCUUGGGGCCCGCGGGGUCCUCAGGGCCACGGUCGACUCCAAGAGCGAAAGCGUACGAGGCCAGGGCUGGCUGGCUGUUUUGGAGCCACUGGCGGCGGCGUUGGGCUUGGCCCUGCCGGGACUUGCCUCGUUUCGAGAACUGAGAUCGUGGGGCGUCCCCAGGAACAUUGAAAGCACCAAACUGCUUCACUGGGCAGGUCGCCCCGACGCCUUCGUCCUCAGCUACGCCGCGGCGCUGCCCGCAGCCAUUCUGUGGCACAAAUUCGAGAGCUUAUGGGUGCUCGGCGGACAGGGGGGCUCUGGAGAGGUGGUGACUCGACUACUACGCUGCAUAGGCCCUGAGAUACGCCGUUACCCUCUCGUUUUGGGCCUGUUGAUCUUUUCCUGUCUCGGGGAGAUGGCCAUACCAUUCUUCACCGGCCGCCUUGCUGACUGGAUUCUGCAAGAUGGGGCAGCUCCUGGCUUCACCAGAAACAUAACUUUCAUGUCCCUUCUCACCAUAGCCAGUGCAGUGCUGGAAUUCCUGGGUGAUGGGCUCUAUAACAGUACCAUGGGCCGCAUGCACAGCCGCCUGCAGGGAGACGUAUUUCAGGCUGUCCUCCGCCAAGAGACAGAGUUUUUCCAACAGAACCAAACAGGUGCCAUCACAUCUCGGGUAACAGAUGACACAUCCACCCUGAGUGAUUCUCUGAGUGAGAAGCUGAACCUGUUGAUGUGGUACCUGGUACGGGGGCUGUGUCUCUUGGGGCUCAUGCUCUGGGAGUCAGUGUCCCUCACCAUGGUCACCCUGGUCAACCUGCCUCUGCUCUUCCUUCUGCCUAAGAAGCUGGGAAAAUGGCACCAGUUGCUGGCAGUACGUGUGCAGAAAUCUCUGGCAGAGGCUAGCCAGGUGGCCAUUGAAGCCCUGUCAGCUAUGCCUACAGUCCGGAGCUUUGCCAAUGAGGAGGGUGAGGACCGGAGGUUUAGGCAAAAGCUACAGGAAAUGAAGACACUCAACCAGCAGGAGGCACUGGCCUAUGCAGUCAGCUUCUGGACCACCAGUAUCUCAGGGAUGUUGCUGAAGGUGGGAAUCCUGUACAUUGGUGGGCAGCUGGUGACAAGUGGGACCGUAAGCAGUGGGAACCUUGUUGCAUUUGUUCUCUACCAGAUCCAGUUCACCACAGCUAUUGAGGUUCUGGUCUCUACGUACCCCAGCGUACAGAAGGCUGUGGGCUCCUCAGAGAAAAUAUUUGAAUACCUGGACCGUACCCCUCGUUGCCCAGCCAGUGGUCCUUUGGCUUCCUUGAACUUGGAAGGCCAUGUCCAGUUCCAAGAUGUCUCCUUUGCCUACCCAACCCAGCCAGAUGUUCCAGUACUGAAGGGCCUGACGUUCACCCUUAGUCCUGGUGAAGUGACUGCACUGGUGGGGCCCAAUGGGUCCGGGAAGAGCACAGUGGCUGCCCUGCUGCAGAAUCUGUACCAGCCCACAGGGGGCCAGCUGCUGCUGGAUGGCAAGCCCCUUCCCCAAUAUGAGCACCGCUACUUGCACAAACAGGUGGCUGCAGUGGGACAAGAGCCACAGCUGUUUGGAAGAAGUUUUCGAGAAAAUAUCGCCUAUGGCAUGACCCAGGAGCCAGAUAUGGCAGAAAUCACAGCUGCUGCAAAGGAGUCUGGAGCCGAUAGUUUCAUCUCUAGACUCCCUCAGGGCUAUGACACAGAGGUAGGUGAGGCCGGGAGCCAGUUAUCAGGGGGUCAGCGACAGGCAGUGGCCUUGGCCCGAGCACUGAUCCGGAAACCACGUGUACUCAUCCUGGAUGAUGCCACCAGUGCCCUGGAUGCAGACAAUCAGUCACGGGUGGAGCAGCUCCUGUACGAUAGCCCCCAUCGGUGCUCUCGGUCUGUUCUGCUCAUCACUCAGCGUCUAAACUUGGUGGAGCGGGCUAACCAAAUCCUCUUUCUGGAAGGGGGUACCAUCUGUGAGGCAGGAACCCACCAGCAGCUAAUGGAGAAUCACGGACGCUACUCAGCCAUGGUGCAGGCCCCUGGGGAGUCAGAUGUUCCAGAAUGAGAGACUUCUUGGACCUGCACACUCCAUCUUCCUCCUUUUGCUUUUUUUUUUUUUUCCUCCUCUUCGGGGUGGAAAAUUUGGAACAAAGGAGAUCUUAUCAGUGGCAGAGUAUGCAGCUGCUUCUAGAAGGAGUUACAUCCUAAAAUGUAACCUUGAUGAUGCCUGAAAUUCUGCCAUGAGUGUUACCUAGUUUUUCUCUCCAAGCACUUCUUGAUAAUGCCACGGCCAUAGGGGUUAUAACUCCUUAGUGUCACUGGGUUUAGAGCCAGGUGUGGAUAGCACUCUGAACAUGAGAAAUAUUCAGAAUAUACAGAAAAGGGAAAUCAGCUCCUUUCUAAUACAACUGAAGGCAGUAUGUUGGCCUGUAAAUAACCUGUGGAUUCUUGAUAUUUAUAAUAAACGGGGUAUUUUGUACUGUG